Molecule: messenger RNA, 4248 nt
Organism: Pipistrellus nathusii (Nathusius's pipistrelle)
Lineage: Eukaryota; Metazoa; Chordata; Mammalia; Chiroptera; Vespertilionidae
Source: the annotation of a GenBank genome assembly
AUGGCUGCUGUUCCUCAAAAUAAUCUCCAGGAGCAACUGGAGCGUCAUUCAGCCAGAAAACUUACCAACAAAUUAAAUCUUUCAAAACCCAAAUCUUCCUGUUUCACUUUUAAAAAGAAAAUACCUUCAGCCAACAACGUGUCUGUGACCUGUGUGUCAGUAGCAAAAACGCCUGUGUUGAGUGAUAAAGAUGUCAAUGUUGCUGAGGACUUCUCCUUCACUGACACUUUACCUCGUACCGUGAGCCCGCAGACAAGGAUCGGUGCCUUUAAAAAUGUUGCUGCAGGACAGCAAGCCAAGAGAAUUGGUUCAAAACCAUUUUCGCCAGAACCGUUGCCGAUUCCGAGGGAAGUUUCCCUGGCUGCGCAGAGCACGCCGAGUAGAAAGGAAUUCCGUGAUGCCACUUUCAAGAAAUUAGAAUAUAGUUCUUCAUCAGAUUGGGAUGACAUGGAUGACUUUGAUACUUCUGGAAAUUCAAAGGCAUCUGUUACCCCACUCAGAAAUCACUCUGUACGAGUAAGCACUGCCCAGAAAUGUAAAAAGUCUAAGAAAAACGUCUUGAAAGCACAGUUUCAAAAGGAAAACACAGUACAGGUUGAUCUGACUACUCCUUCCUCCGAAUGCAAGCAAGUGGAUUUGACUAAGGAACAGAAGGCGGACCCCGAAUGGCUGAGCAGCGGUGUGAUUUGUAUUGACGAUGGCCCCAGUUCCGGAGAGCUUACAAAUGAAGAUACUCAGAAUAGUCACUCUUUAAAAACUCAUUUGGGAGAGGAAAGAGAUAAUAGUGAGAAGGAAAAACACUCGGAAGACACUGAAUUCCAGACAGUGGAGAAAUCUCCAUGUGCCGAGCUUAAUGAAGAUGAUUAUGAUAUCGAUUUUAUUCCACCUUCUCCAGAAGAAAUAACGAAUUCUGCCUCUUCUUCCUCCCUGAAAUGCUUUAGUAUGUUAAAGGAGCUUGACACCUGUGACAGAAAGAAGGAUGGCCUGAGGACUCCAGAGGACUUGUCAAAACCAGAGAAAAUGCCUCUUCAGCAAUCUAACCAAGAAACUAGCAGAGACUGUGACGGUAGCCAGGUGAGUGUGCAGCAGCAGCUUAUCCAAGUGAUGGACCGCAUCUGUAGCUUAGUUGAUACUAUUCCUGAUCAUGAGCUGAAAGCUCUGGAUUGUGGGACCAAUCUGCUUCAGCAGCGAAACAUAAGAAGGAAACUCCUGGCUGAAGCAGAUUUUAACCCAGCUGAUGCCAGUGUUCUUGGCUCCAUGUGGAGGUGCAGACCCGAGGCCGUUGGUAACGCCACGGAGGAUGUGGCAUCCGUUUCCUUGCCUUCUGCAUCUUCAAAGGGCGGUUCCUAUCCUCCAGGGAGUUCUGACGAGUUCAAUUUUCCCUCCAAUUCCAUUUCUUCUGGGGGAUGUUCAGUGACUACCCCAGGAAAGACAGGAUUCUCGGUCACCAAGAAGGAUCUCUUUGAAAGACCGUUACUGAAUCCCCAUUUACAGAAGUCCUUUGUGAGUAGCAACUGGGCCGAAACACCAAGGACAGAAAAAAGAAACGAGAGCUCUCGUUUUCCAGGAAGUGUUCUUACAAGCACGGCCGUGAAAGAUCAGAAUAAACAUUCUGCGUCAACAGGUGCCUUCGAGAGAGAAAUCCAGGCCUCCUGUGACAUUGAUACUUUUGACAUAGAUGACUUAGACGAUGAUGAUGAGUGGGAAAGUAUAAUGCAGGACUUGGCAACCAACAAGCCUUCCACAGCCGCCUACCCACCUAUUAAGGAAGGCCGGCCUGUGAAAUCGGUAUCACAAAGAGUUUCUCCAGCCAAGACGGACUGCCUUCCUGGGACGUCUGCUCAAAAUAAAAACUUCUCCGGGUCCACUCAGAAAUACCCGUCAGCGCAAAAUGCACCACCCAGAAAUCUGAAUCACGAGCACUUCCAAAGUCUUAAUUUUCCUCACACGAAAGAAAUGAUGAAGAUUUUCCACAAAAAAUUUGGUCUCCAUCACUUCCGAACUAAUCAGCUAGAGGCGAUCAAUGCCGCGCUGCUUGGCGAAGACUGUUUUAUCUUAAUGCCCACUGGAGGCGGGAAGAGUCUGUGCUACCAGCUCCCUGCCUGCGUUUCUCCUGGGGUCACCAUUGUCAUUUCCCCUCUGAGGUCCCUUAUCGUAGAUCAGGUCCAGAAGCUGACCUCAUUGGAUAUUCCAGCUACGUAUCUGACAGGUGAUAAGACUGACUCAGAAGCUACAAGUAUCUACCUCCAGUUAUCAAAAAAAGACCCCAUUAUAAAACUUCUGUAUGUUACUCCAGAGAAGGUCUGUGCAAGUAACAGGCUGAUCUCUACUCUGGAGAACCUGUACGAGAGGAAGCUCUUGGCACGGUUCGUUAUUGAUGAAGCACACUGUGUCAGUCAGUGGGGACACGAUUUCCGUCAGGAUUACAAAAGAAUGAACAUGCUUCGCCAGAAGUUUCCCUCCGUGCCGGUGAUGGCGCUCACUGCCACAGCCAACCCCAGGGUGCAGAAGGACAUCCUCACUCAGCUGAAGAUCCUCAGGCCUCAAGUGUUUACCAUGAGCUUUAACAGACAUAAUCUGAAAUACUACGUGCUCCCCAAAAAGCCAAAAAAGGUAGCAUUCGAUUGCUUGGAAUGGAUCAGCAAGCAUCACCCACGUGACUCGGGGAUAAUUUACUGUCUCUCCAGGCGGGAGUGUGACACGAUGGCUGACACCUUACAGAAGAAUGGACUGCCUGCUCUUGCCUAUCACGCUGGCCUCAGUGACUCUGCCAGGGACGAAGUGCAGCACAAGUGGAUCAACCAGGAUGGCUGUCAGGUUAUCUGUGCGACCAUUGCAUUUGGGAUGGGGAUUGACAAGCCCGACGUGCGAUUUGUGAUCCACGCGUCUCUCCCUAAAUCCGUGGAGGGUUACUACCAAGAGUCCGGCCGAGCUGGAAGAGACGGGGAAAUCUCUCACUGCCUGCUUUUCUAUACCUACCAUGACGUGACCAGACUGAAGAGGCUUAUACUCAUGGAAAAAGAUGGAAACCAUCAUACCAGAGAGACUCACUUUAAUAAUUUGUAUAGUAUGGUACAUUACUGUGAAAAUAUAACAGAAUGCAGGCGAAUACAGCUUUUGGCUUACUUUGGUGAAAUUGGAUUUAACCCUGAGUUUUGUAAGAAACACCCAGAAGUUUCUUGUGAUAAUUGCUGUCAAGCAAAGGAUUAUAAGACACGAGAUGUGACUGACGAUGUGAAAAAUAUUGUAAGAUUUGUCCAAGAACAUAGUUCAUCUCAAGGAAUGGGAAACAGAAACCAUGUCGGUCCCUGUGGGAGAUUCACCAUGAAUAUGCUGGUUGACAUUUUCUUAGGGAGUAAGAGUGCAAAAAUUCAGUCGGGGAUAUUUGGAAAGGGGUCUUCAUAUUCACGGCACAAUGCUGAAAGGCUUUUUAAAAAGCUGAUACUCGACAAGAUCUUGGAUGAAGACUUAUUUAUCAAUGCCAACGACCAACCCAUUGCCUAUGUGAUGCUUGGAAGUAAAGCGCAAGCUUUACUGAAUGGGUAUUUAAAGGUUGACUUCAUGGAGACGGAAAAUUCCAGCCGUAUCAAGAAACAAAAAGCCUUAGUGACGAAGGUUUCCCAGCGGGAAGAGGUGGUUAAGAAGUGUCUCGGAGAACUCACAGAAGUGUGCAAAUCUCUGGGGAAAGUCUUUGGCGUCCAUUACUUCAAUAUCUUCAACACGGUCACUCUCAAGAAGCUUGCAGAAUCGUUAUCUUCCGAUCCCGAGGUUUUGCUUCAAAUUGAUGGUGUCACCGAAGAUAAACUGGAAAAAUACGGUGCAGAAGUGAUUGCAGUAUUACAGAAGUACUCCGAGUGGACGCUGCCAGCCGAGGACAGCUCCCCGCAGAUGAGCCCGUCCAGCAGCAGAAGCACCGCGAGAAACGACUCGGAGGAGUGCGACGAGGAAACACCUGUAUCUUCUCGCUACUUUGCAAAUAAAACCAAAAAUGAGAGAAAGAGGAAAAGGAUGCCAGCCUGCCAAAGGCCUAAAAGGAGAAAAACUGGUUUCGGUGAUUUCAAGACAAAAGGGAGAUCCACCACAUGCAGAAAGGCAUCUCCUAAGACUCAAUCCUCCAGCAUCCCCAGGCCAACAUCAACGGCACGCGGUCCUCAGGCGGCUGCAGGAAUCGGUAGAAAACUGGGGAUUAUGGCUCCACCAAAGCCUGUGAACAGACCCUUCCUCAGGCCUACGUUUGCCUUUUCCUAA